GCCGCCGCGCGCCGGGAAGAUGGCCGAGAACUUGCUGGACGGGCCGCCCAACCCCAAGCGGGCCAAGCUCGGCUCGCCCGGCUUCGCGGCGGCUGACAGCGCAGAUUUUGGAUCAUUGUUUGACUUGGAAAAUGAUCUUCCCGAUGAGCUGAUUCCCAACGGAGGAGAGUUAGGCAUUUUAAACAGCGGGAACCUUGUUCAAGACGCUGCCUCCAAACAUAAACAACUGUCGGAGCUUCUGCGAGGCGGCAGCGGCUCGAGCAUCAACCCGGGACUCGGGAAUGUGAGCGCCAGCAGCCCUGUGCAGCCGGGCUUGGGGGGCCAGGCCCCAGGGCCGCCGAACAGUGCGAACCUGGCCAGCUUGGGUGCCAUGGGCAAGAGCCCUCUGAGCCAGGGAGAUUCUUCAGCACCCAGCCUACCCAAACAGGCGGCCGGCACCUCGGGGCCCACUCCGCCUGCUUCCCAAGCACUGAAUCCGCAAGCACAAAAGCAGGUGGGGCUGGUGACCAGCAGUCCCGCCACGUCGCAGACGGGCCCCGGCAUCUGCAUGAACGCCAGCUUUAGCCAGACCCACCCCGGCCUCCUCAAUAGUAACUCUGGCCACAGUUUGAUGAACCAGGCCCAGCCAGGACAGGCGCAAGUCAUGAACGGAUCUCUUGGCGCUGCCGGCAGAGGAAGGGGAACUGGAAUGCCAUACCCCGCCCCCGCCAUGCAAGGCGCCGCGAGCAGCGUGCUGGCCGAGACGUUGACACAGGUGUCCCCGCAAAUUGCCGGUCACGGGGGACUGAACACGGCACAGGCAGGAGGCAUGACCAAGAUGGGAAUGGCUGGCAACACCAGUCCAUUUGGACAACCCUUUAGUCAAACUGGAGGGCAGCAAAUGGGGGCCCCUGGUGUGAACACCCAGUUGUCCAGCAAACAGAACCUGGUCAACAGUUUGCCUCCCUUCCCUGCAGACAUCAAGAAUGCUUCAGUCACCAACGUGCCAAACAUGUCUCAGAUGCAAACACCGGUGGGAAUUGUACCCACACAAGCAAUUGCAACGGGCCCCACUGCAGAUCCUGAGAAACGCAAACUGAUACAGCAGCAGCUGGUCCUACUGCUUCACGCCCAUAAGUGUCAGCGCCGAGAGCAAGCCAAUGGAGAGGUCCGGGCCUGCUCGCUCCCGCACUGUCGAACCAUGAAGAAUGUUUUGAAUCACAUGACACACUGUCAGGCGGGGAAAGCCUGUCAAGUUGCCCAUUGUGCAUCUUCACGACAAAUCAUCUCUCAUUGGAAGAACUGCACACGACAUGACUGUCCUGUUUGCCUCCCUUUGAAAAAUGCCAGUGACAAGCGAAACCAACAAACUAUCCUGGGGUCUCCUGCUAGUGGAAUUCAGAACACAAUUGGUUCUGUAGGCACAGGCCAACAGAACGCCACUUCUUUAAGUAACCCAAACCCCAUAGACCCCAGCUCCAUGCAGCGGGCCUACGCUGCCCUCGGACUCCCCUACCUGAACCAGCCCCAGACGCAGCUGCAGCCUCAGGUUCCCGGCCAGCAACCAGCACAGCCUCAAACUCACCAGCAGAUGAGGACUCUCAACCCCUUGGGAAAUAACCCAAUGAACAUUCCAGCAGGAGGAAUAACAACCGAUCAGCAGCCACCAAACUUGAUUUCAGAAUCAGCUCUUCCAACUUCCCUCGGGGCUACAAACCCACUGAUGAGCGAUGGCUCCAGCUCCGGAAACAUCGGCGCCCUCAGCACUAUACCCACAGCGGCACCUCCUUCCAGCACUGGCGUCCGCAAGGGCUGGCACGAACACGUCACUCAGGACCUGCGGAGCCACCUCGUGCACAAACUCGUGCAAGCCAUCUUCCCCACGCCUGACCCCGCAGCCCUGAAGGAUCGCCGCAUGGAGAACCUGGUAGCCUACGCCAAGAAGGUGGAGGGGGACAUGUACGAGUCUGCCAACAGCAGGGAUGAGUACUAUCACUUACUCGCAGAGAAAAUCUACAAGAUACAAAAAGAACUAGAAGAAAAGCGGAGGUCGCGUCUACACAAGCAGGGCAUCUUGGGCAGCCAGCCGGCCCUACCAGCGCCUGGUGCCCAGCCCCCUGGGGUGCCACAGCCACAGCCCGUGAGACCUCCAAAUGGACCCAUGCCCCUGCCGGUGAACCGCAUGCAGGUGUCUCAAGGGAUGAAUUCAUUUAACCCGAUGUCCUUGGGGAGCGUGCAGCUGCCACAGGCUCCUAUGGGACCGCGCGCGGCGUCCCCCAUGAACCACUCUGUCCAGAUGAACAGCAUGGGCUCCGUUCCAGGGAUGGCCAUCUCUCCGCCCCGCAUGCCCCAGCCUCCCAACAUGAUGGGCGCGCACACGGGCAGCAUGCUGGCCCCGGCACCCGCGCAGAGCCAGUUCCUGCCGCAGGGCCAGUUCCCCUCCCCCGGCGGGGCCAUGAGCGUGAACAGCGUGGGCCUGGGGCAGCCGACGACCCAGACCAGCGUGGCGCAGGGGCAGGUGCCUGGUGCUGCUCUUCCCAACCCUCUGAACAUGCUGGGGCCCCCGGCCAGCCAGCUGCCUUGCCCUCCCGUGACACAGUCGCCGCUGCACCCGACGCCGCCUCCUGCCUCCACGGCCGCCGGCAUGCCGUCUCUGCAGCACCCCGCCGCGCCGGGGAUGACGCCCCCCCAGCCCGCCGCUCCCACCCAGCCGUCGACUCCCGUGUCGUCUUCCGGGCAGACUCCCACCCCGACUCCCGGCUCAGUGCCCAGUGCCAGCCAAACCCAGAGCACCCCGACAGUCCAGGCAGCAGCUCAGGCCCAGGUGACCCCGCAGCCUCAGACCCCAGUGCCGCCCCCCUCCGUCGCCACCCCUCAGUCAUCCCAGCAGCAGCCGACGCCUGUGCACGCCCAGCCUCCUGGCACGCCGCUUUCCCAGGCAGCAGCCAGCAUUGAUAACAGGGUCCCCACACCAUCUUCCGUGGCCAGCGCCGAAACCAACUCCCAGCAGCCGGGACCCGACGCGCCAAUGCCGGAGAUGAAGGCCGAGGUCAAGACCGAGGAUGCCGAACCCGACGCCAGCGAGCCCAAGGGGGAGCCCGGGUCCACGAUGAUGGAAGAGGACUUGCAAGGAUCUGCUCCAGCCAAAGAAGAAACGGACCCCGCAGAGCCGAAGCCAGAAGCGAUGCAGGUGGACGAGAAGAAGCCGGAGGUCAAGGCGGAAGCCAAGGAGGAGGAGGAGAGCAGCUCCGGCGGCGCGGCCUCCCAGUCCACGUCUCCCUCCCAGCCCCGGAAGAAAAUCUUCAAGCCGGAGGAGCUGCGCCAGGCGCUCAUGCCGACCCUGGAAGCCCUGUACCGGCAGGACCCUGAGUCCUUGCCUUUCCGGCAGCCUGUGGACCCCCAGCUCCUGGGAAUCCCUGAUUACUUUGACAUUGUGAAGAAUCCCAUGGACCUUUCCACCAUCAAGCGGAAACUGGACACAGGGCAGUACCAAGAGCCCUGGCAGUACGUGGACGACGUCUGGCUGAUGUUCAACAACGCCUGGCUCUACAACCGGAAGACAUCCCGCGUCUAUAAGUUCUGCAGCAAGCUCGCCGAGGUCUUUGAGCAGGAAAUCGAUCCUGUUAUGCAGUCCCUUGGGUACUGCUGUGGGCGAAAGUAUGAGUUCUCCCCCCAGACCUUGUGCUGCUACGGGAAGCAGCUGUGCACGAUCCCUCGCGACGCAGCCUAUUACAGCUACCAGAACAGGUAUCAUUUCUGUGAGAAGUGUUUCACAGAGAUCCAGGGGGAGAAUGUUACCCUGGGUGACGACCCUUCACAGCCCCAGACGACAAUUUCAAAGGAUCAGUUUGAAAAGAAGAAAAAUGAUACCUUAGAUCCUGAGCCUUUCGUGGAUUGCAAGGAGUGCGGCCGGAAGAUGCAUCAGAUUUGUGUUCUACACUAUGACAUCAUUUGGCCCGCGGGCUUUGUGUGUGACAACUGCUUGAAGAAAACUGGCAGAACCCGAAAAGAAAACAAGUUCAGUGCUAAGAGACUGCAGACCACAAGGUUGGGGAACCACUUGGAAGACCGAGUCAACAAGUUCUUGCGGCGACAGAAUCAUCCUGAGGCCGGGGAGGUCUUUGUCCGCGUGGUGGCCAGCUCAGACAAGACCGUGGAGGUCAAGCCCGGGAUGAAGUCACGGUUCGUGGAUUCUGGGGAGAUGUCGGAAUCGUUCCCGUACCGAACCAAAGCACUCUUCGCUUUUGAGGAAAUUGACGGGGUGGACGUGUGCUUCUUCGGGAUGCACGUGCAAGAGUACGGCUCGGACUGCCCGCCUCCCAACACCAGGCGCGUGUACAUCUCUUACCUGGACAGCAUCCACUUCUUCCGGCCCCGCUGCCUCCGCACAGCCGUGUACCACGAGAUCCUGAUCGGAUACUUAGAAUAUGUGAAGAAAUUGGGGUAUGUAACAGGACACAUCUGGGCCUGCCCCCCAAGUGAAGGGGAUGACUACAUCUUCCACUGCCACCCCCCUGACCAGAAAAUCCCAAAGCCCAAGCGCCUGCAGGAGUGGUACAAGAAGAUGCUGGACAAGGCGUUUGCAGAGCGGAUCAUCCACGACUACAAGGACAUUUUCAAACAAGCGACUGAGGACAGGCUCACGAGUGCCAAGGAGCUGCCGUAUUUCGAAGGCGACUUCUGGCCCAACGUGCUGGAGGAGAGCAUCAAGGAGCUGGAGCAGGAGGAGGAGGAGAGGAAGAAGGAAGAGAGCACGGCGGCCAGCGAGACCCCGGAGGGCAGCCAGGGCGACAGCAAGAACGCCAAGAAAAAGAACAACAAGAAAACCAACAAGAAUAAAAGCAGCAUCAGCCGAGCCAACAAGAAGAAGCCCAGCAUGCCCAACGUUUCCAACGACCUGUCCCAGAAGCUCUACGCCACCAUGGAGAAGCACAAAGAGGUCUUCUUUGUGAUCCACCUCCACGCUGGGCCGGUCAUCAACACGCUGCCCCCAAUCGUCGACCCCGACCCCCUGCUCAGCUGCGACCUCAUGGACGGGCGCGACGCCUUCCUCACACUGGCCAGAGACAAACACUGGGAGUUCUCCUCCCUGCGCCGGUCCAAGUGGUCCACCAUGUGCAUGCUGGUGGAGCUGCACACCCAGGGCCAGGACCGCUUCGUCUACACCUGCAACGAGUGCAAGCACCACGUGGAGACGCGCUGGCACUGCACCGUGUGCGAGGACUACGACCUUUGCAUCAACUGCUACAACACGAAGAGCCACACCCACAAGAUGGUGAAGUGGGGGCUGGGCCUGGACGACGAGGGCAGCAGCCAGGGCGAGCCGCAGUCCAAGAGCCCCCAGGAGUCCCGGCGCCUGAGCAUCCAGCGCUGCAUCCAAUCCCUGGUGCACGCCUGCCAGUGCCGCAACGCCAACUGUUCGCUGCCGUCCUGCCAGAAGAUGAAGCGGGUGGUGCAGCACACCAAGGGCUGCAAGCGCAAGACCAACGGCGGCUGCCCGGUCUGCAAGCAGCUCAUCGCCCUCUGCUGCUACCACGCCAAACACUGCCAAGAAAACAAAUGCCCCGUGCCCUUCUGCCUCAACAUCAAACACAAACUCCGCCAGCAGCAGAUCCAGCACCGCCUGCAGCAGGCCCAGCUUAUGCGCCGGCGGAUGGCCACCAUGAACACCCGCAACGUGCCUCAGCAGAGUCUGCCUUCCCCUACCUCAGCUCCGCCCGGAACCCCCACGCAGCAGCCCAGCACGCCCCAGACACCACAGCCCCCCACCCAGCCCCAGCCCUCGCCUGUGAGCAUGUCACCAGCCGGCUUCCCCAGCGUGGCCCGGACUCAGCCCCCCACCACGGUGUCAGCCGGGAAGCCCACCAGCCAGGUGCCGGCCCCGCCACCCCCCGCCCAGCCUCCACCCGCGGCCGUGGAGGCAGCCCGGCAGAUCGAGCGCGAGGCCCAGCAGCAGCAGCACCUGUACCGGGUGAACAUCAACAACGGCAUGCCCCCCGGGCGCACGGGCCUGGUGGCCUCGGUGAGCCAGAGCCCCGUGGGCCUGAAUGUGCCCCGGCCCAACCAGGUCAGCGGGCCGGUCAUGCCCAACCUGCCACCUGGGCAGUGGCAGCAGGCGCCCCUGCCCCAGCAGCCGCCCAUGCCAGGUCUGCCCAGGCCCGUCAUGGCCAUGCAGGCCCAGCCCGCCGUGACUGGGCCGCGCAUGCCCAGUGUGCAGCCACCCCGGAGCAUUUCUCCUGGCGCCCUGCAGGACCUGCUGCGGACCCUGAAGUCACCCAGCUCCCCGCAGCAGCAGCAGCAGGUGCUCAACAUCCUCAAGUCCAACCCCCAGCUGAUGGCCGCUUUCAUCAAGCAGCGCACAGCCAAGUACGUGGCCAGUCAGCCUGGCCUGCAGCCCCAGCCCGGCCUGCAGCCCCAGCCUAGCCUGCACCAGCAGCCCGGCCUCCAGAACCUGAAUGCCAUGCAAGCCAGCGGGCCUCGGCCUGGCGUGCCUCAGCAGCAGGCCAUGGGGGGCCUGAACCCCCAGGGCCAGGCCCUGAGCAUCAUGAACCCCGGGCACAACCCCAGCAUGGCGAGCAUGAACCCGCAGUACAGAGAGAUGCUGCGCAGGCAGCUGAUCCAGCAGCAGCAGCAGCAGCAGCAACAGCAGCAGCAGCAGCAGCAGCAGCAGCAGCAGCAGGGCAGCGCGGGCAUGGCUGGGGGCAUGGCGGGACACGGCCAGUUCCAGCAGCCUCAAGGACCCGGAGGCUACCCCCCUGCCAUGCCCCAGCAGCGGAUGCAGCAGCACCUCCCCCUUCAGGGCAGCUCCAUGGGCCAGAUGGCGGCUCAGAUGGGCCAGCUCGGCCAGAUGGGCCAGCCCGGGCUGGGCGCAGACAGCACCCCCAACAUCCAGCAGGCCCUGCAGCAGCGGAUUCUGCAGCAGCAGCAGAUGAAGCAGCAGAUCGGGUCGCCAGGCCAGCCGAACCCCAUGAGCCCCCAGCAGCACAUGCUCUCAGGACAGCCACAGGCCUCGCACCUUCCCGGCCAGCAGAUGGCCACGUCCCUUAGUAGCCAGGUGCGGUCUCCGGCCCCUGUGCAGUCUCCGCGGCCCCAGUCCCAGCCUCCACAUUCCAGCCCGUCGCCACGGAUACAGCCCCAGCCUUCUCCACACCAUGUCUCGCCCCAGACUGGCUCCCCCCACCCAGGACUCGCAGUCACCAUGGCCAGCUCCAUAGAUCAGGGACACUUGGGGAACCCCGAACAGAGUGCAAUGCUCCCACAGCUCAACCCCCCCAACAGGAGUGCGCUGUCCAGUGAGCUGUCCCUGGUCGGCGACACCACAGGAGACACCCUAGAAAAGUUUGUGGAGGGCUUGUAGCGGUGCGAGCGCGUCACUGUCCCUUUCAUGUUUUGGACUUUUUGUACUGAAAUCCAAGCAUCCGGGCUCUUUUAGUCCCGGGUGGACUGCUACUUCCAGGCAUGGAAGGGGUCGAUUGCUGUUUAAAGAAACAAUACAAAGAAUAUAUUUUUUUGUUAAAAACCA
Messenger RNA from Talpa occidentalis (Iberian mole), 7501 nucleotides. RefSeq names its product CREB binding protein (gene CREBBP). Gene Ontology annotation, biological process: positive regulation of transcription by RNA polymerase II. NCBI's taxonomy places the organism in Eukaryota, Metazoa, Chordata, Mammalia, Eulipotyphla, Talpidae. Gene Ontology annotation, molecular function: transcription coactivator activity; histone acetyltransferase activity; protein binding. The record is from RefSeq and is a predicted model, not a curated record. Gene Ontology annotation, cellular component: histone acetyltransferase complex; nucleus; transcription regulator complex.